CUACUACAAUGCAUUUGUUCAACGCUAUGGUUCCUGUCUCUGACUCUUCCACCUGGUGACAUAGCGUCGCUAAGGACAAGGACAAUACGCACUGAUCACAAUCUGACACACAAGCCCCUUUAUAAUCUAGGUACAAGCGCUCUCCUCAUCUUUUCUCCUCUCACCAUUGGCUUCCUAUUCAAGAUCCUUCUCCGCACUUUAUAACAGAUUCAGACUGGCAGCAUGACCGACGCGACACCGACUCGAUUGUGGGUUGAUGACAUUCCAACCUUCCAAGGGCUCUUCGCCAAGAGUGGCAACAGCCUCCUCCGUCCAUUCUCUCUCUUCUCUCUCUUCAGAAGUUCAGGUCCUUCGCGCCCUCCGGCCACACUUCUUCGUCCGCUCCAUCUUUACACUGCAAAGGAUGAGACGGGUCACCAGGCCCUCAUCAAACCAUUGCUCAACCUUCAGUCCUAUUCUCAACAGCUCAAAGAGUACUUGAACACGAAACAAGAUGGACCUCUUGACGCCGAGGACGUAGGAGCUGUCUCUUUCCUGCUCGAUACUCUGCCGAUCGCCAUACAAGCAACAUCAAUCGUUUGGACUUGGGAAGGAGAAUGGACGCAAGAUGUCGAAGAUAUGCGAGCCGUCACUCGACAAUGCCUCGAAGGAGUCUUUGUCCUUCGACGAGCCGUCAAUGAGCUGGAUUCUUCUUCCACGUCCCUGACAGAGAUCGAUCGGAAGCUACUCGGCUCCAUCUUUGAGCCGCUUCAACCUACUUCGCUCCAUCCAGACGAAUACCUUACCAUGAUGUUUACACGCGCAUCUCAGAUCCUCGAAGAGCUUGUCGAAGCGUUCCGUCCCAAGAAGCAUAUAUCCUCCAACAGGACAAGUCCUCUGCCGACAUCACGGGUCUCCGUUUCUCCCGAGGACGUUUUGGAAGUCUUGGCACUGUUGGAGAUCUUAGCUCAAGGUAUGGACACCGUCGAAAGCUUGAGCGGUCCACACUUCUCGAAGACCAAAGCUCAGAAGGAGAAGGACAAGCAGAGGCCCAUGCGGAUUUCGAUGCAGGCUAGAUUGCUCAGGUGCGAUCUGGCUUUCAGCAUGGCCAACGGAACCAUGAAGGAUAUCCAGCGUAGGGCGGUCAAAAGACUCGAUGUGACACCGGGCAACGAUGAAACCGAAGAGAAAUCAAUCCACAAUGUCGAGGAGGAGGAGGAGCAUCAAGCCAUUCAUUGGGAGGAGAUAGCAGAAUGUUCCCUCCUCGAGUGUCUCGUAAAGUGCAAGCACCUUCUGGAACAUCAUCGCGGAGCUGUCCUGUCCGAUCGGGUGAACAAGGCAGACUACCUAGGACAGGACCCACGACGUAUCCCUCUGCCACCUUCUCCUAGGUCGCCUAAUGCCAACACUGUCGUGCCACUCCCGGCCGCUCAAGUCGAAGAUGCGUCCGACUCAGAUGACUCAGAAGUUGAAUCCGAUGACGCCCUUGAUACCUACCCUUGCCCUCUUAGAGCCCUGUUCGGCCUACAUGACCGAUACGAGGAGCAGCGGCUUGCAGUCUGGCUGACACUGCCUGGAGACAGGAGAACUGGGAUGGGGACUUACAUGCGAGGCGAAGAGGGCCAAAUUGGGGAAGCAUGGGAUGCCGCGGGAGUCAUCAUGCUUCUCGAUUACGACAACAAUCAACUCGUCUCACAAUUUGGACUGAGUGACGACAAGCUCGACAAGUGGAUAGAUCUAGCUUCCAGGAAGAACGCCAAGAAGAUCAGGAGGAAGGCGAGGAGGACGGUAUAGCCUGCUCCGAAGGGUCUCAAAUCACCGCAUUAUGACCAUGUCACCACGUCGGUAUAACCUGUUUAUUUCACUUGUAUUCGCAGCGGAUACCAUAACGACACGAAAUAACGACCUACGACCAUGCAAAUCAAUGUAUGACGGCAAGAUGCAUGCGUUCAGACUGUUCAGGGCUCACUGGUCGCCCGCCUU
Molecule: messenger RNA, 1962 nt
Organism: Kockovaella imperatae
Lineage: Eukaryota; Fungi; Basidiomycota; Tremellomycetes; Tremellales; Cuniculitremaceae
Exons: 3
Coding region: 223-1773 (516 amino acids)
Source: RefSeq, a predicted model, not a curated record